Gaeumannomyces tritici R3-111a-1 is the source of this 435-nucleotide messenger RNA. RefSeq lists its product as hypothetical. The record is from RefSeq and is a predicted model, not a curated record. NCBI's taxonomy places the organism in Eukaryota, Fungi, Ascomycota, Sordariomycetes, Magnaporthales, Magnaporthaceae. Bases 1 to 279 code for a protein of 92 amino acids. The transcript has 2 exons.
AUGCCUGCAUUCAGGGGCUCCCGCGUGCGCCGUCUGGCGGCGGAUAUAUCUACCACCGUCUCGUCUCACAAAAAGAUCGGAAUCCUAGCAGCGGGUUCUGCUCCCAUGUGGGUCGCUCUCGACGAUGCUUUCCAGUUUCCGGAAACGCCGCCAGCACGGCCCAUCCCGGCGGGGAGGAAGGUCCGCGGCUGGAAAUUGAUAUUAACACCAUCGGGCGCCUCUCCGCUGGCGGCUCCAAACCCUAUCGAGCAAAAACGCGGCAGUCCUAUGUUACACUAGAGUGUGCGUAAACGAACGCCUUGAUCCUGAGAGGGAUAGGCUGGGUAGGCGUUGGGCGCCUUACCGUCGUACCCGGCGGUGCCGUUGACACCAUAAAGUGUGGCCGCCCAGGCUGCCGACAGGAAAUCACAAGAUUACCAUAUAUAUGCUAUACUG